Messenger RNA from Hyaloscypha bicolor E, 1017 nucleotides. RefSeq lists its product as uncharacterized. The coding region runs from base 1 to 1017 and encodes 338 amino acids. The record is from RefSeq and is a predicted model, not a curated record. The transcript has a single exon. NCBI's taxonomy places the organism in Eukaryota, Fungi, Ascomycota, Leotiomycetes, Helotiales, Hyaloscyphaceae.
AUGGAGACUGAACGCGACUGCCUCCUUGCUACUAGCAUAAGCACCUUUGCUGAAGCAAUAAACAAGCAGGUGGAUGCUAUUGGAAGCUUGACGGAGGCAAUACAACAGCUCUCGAACGUUGUCACCGCUUAUGAAUCAAGUCGAUUAGCCAAGCCAUUACUUUCGAAUUCACAACUGCGAAAGUGGUGGUAUAGGGCCUGGAAUGACAAGUCACGCGGGAAAAUCGACGAGCAUGGCAAUAUGCUCUCCGGGAAUCCCAAAUGGGCUCUUAGCUCCAAAACGGAUAUUGCGUUGCACUUUGCGGAGUUCCAUUCGGACGAUUGCAACAAAAAGGAUACAGCCUUGAUAUCUGCUACCAAUGACCCCAUUCGAGCGUUGAAAAAGGCCUUCACGGAGUGGUAUAAAGGGAACUUUACGACUCGGGACCCGGGGAAAAUCUUCAUAUCUAUUUUCUACAGUUCCGAGUAUUACGAUGCACGAGAGUUGGUUGAGAUGGCACGGAAGCCUCCACUCUGUUUCCGCUUGAGCAAGGAAACAUGCGAUCGACUAAAUUCGCCCAAGCAUGAGCAUCUCCACGACUCAGAAGCAGUCUUCCUACACGUCAUACCAAAAGAAGACUUGGUCAUAAACCUCAGCCUACAAGACCUAUUCGCUAGAGGACUUGAAGAUAUACUCCCCGAACUCUGUAACAAGGACACUACUUGGAACAAAUUCCUUUCGCCUAAAGGAAUCCGGGCAAAGAUCGGUACCAAUAACGAAUCGGAUUUCCAAAGGAUCACCGCCCAACUUAAGAGAAUGUAUUGCAUGUUUACCCAGAAUGGGCCUGAAAAUACAUUUAGAUCUCUGACAAAUGCACAAGAACUUCUCUUGGGGGAUCCGUUUUCAUCGGGGGCCGUAAAGGAAGAGGGAUUCCGAAUCCUUCAGGACGAGAUAGACAUGAUGGUGAGACCCAAACCAAGACGAGUUAUACUGAAACCCACGAUGCUCGACGAGGAUCAGAGCAAAGAUGAGCCUUGA